CAUUAGUCAUGUUUCCCCGCACAACCUCGCCGGGACUUUCAAACGCGUUUCCCACUCCUCCUUCGCCGCUCGGUUAACACAGAACUUGAGCAUAGCCGUGCACAACUAUUUUCUGUUUGAAGCCUUGAUACUUCAGUUUGCUUGAAAAUGGUGCGGGCGCUCAAGCUAGUUGACCACUUUUGCAAGCUUGCAGUUGAGUCUUCAUCAUCAUCCAGUGGUCUGUUGGUCAACAUGCCAAUGUUGGUUAAAGAUAGCUUCUCAAAACCACGUACUAUUUCUUCAGUUCCGAGCAUUUCCACUUCUGGUGAGCCUCUCCCUUUUUCAGGACAACUUGGCCGAAUUUUUGCUAAUCACACAUUUUACAAGGGCAAAGCUGCACUACGUAUGGAGCCAGUAGCACCAGAGUUCUGUCCCUUGAAUGCAGGAGGGGAUUCUGGGGCUCUUAAAAUCUCAAGAGCAGGCACUCUUAUGCUUGAAUUUGCUCAUUCUGUUGGAGAACGAAAAUAUGAUUGGAAUAAGAAGCAGAUGUUUGCUUUAUCAGUGACUGAGCUUGGAUGCUUAAUAAGUCUGAGUCCAAAUGAGUCGUGCGAAUUCUUCCAUGACCCUUUGAUGGGUAAAAGUGGUUCAGGUAAAAUACAGAAAGUCUUGCAGCUGACACCGCGUCCAAAUGCCUCAGAUGCUUCAGGAUAUUUCAUUAGAUUAAAGGUUUCUAACAAGAUUGCGCAAAUUGAGGAGCAGUUCAAUAUGCCCAUUACAAAAGCUGAAUUUACAUUGAUGCGGUCCGCGUUCAAUUAUGUAUUGCCCUAUUUCUUGGGCUGGCACGCAUUUGCAAACUCCAUCAGUAUUAGGGAACAAGCAUCCACUGCCUCUGGUUGAUCUGGAACAUCAGAAAGUUCCAUCAUAAAUUACAUAAACUUGAUCAAUCCACAUUCAUUGCUUUUGCUAAGUCUGAGAUUGAAGUGAGUUCUGAUUUAGGGUAUUUAGCAGUGAGUAGAUUUUGGAGUUGUGGAGUAUCGUCCACAGCACAGCAUGCUAGCUCAAAUUCAAUUAUUGUAUAGGAAGUCUUCUGAAAGCUUUUGAAGUUGGACUAUUUUGAAUUCUUAGCAUACCAAGGCAAUGUUUGGUAAGAAAAGCAUUAAUUGUCUGUAGAUUGAUGUCUGAAAAAAUUACAAGAGUUAUAGGUAUCAAAUUUUGCUUA
Cryptomeria japonica (Japanese cedar) is the source of this 1198-nucleotide messenger RNA. Its product is annotated as single-stranded DNA-binding protein WHY1, chloroplastic. The transcript has 8 exons. The record is from RefSeq and is a predicted model, not a curated record. Bases 148 to 876 code for a protein of 242 amino acids. Gene Ontology annotation, biological process: defense response; regulation of DNA-templated transcription. Gene Ontology annotation, molecular function: single-stranded DNA binding. NCBI's taxonomy places the organism in Eukaryota, Viridiplantae, Streptophyta, Pinopsida, Cupressales, Cupressaceae.